This is a messenger RNA of Gracilinanus agilis (Agile Gracile Mouse Opossum), 7051 nucleotides long. It is a transcript of the gene NAV3, whose product is annotated as neuron navigator 3. The transcript has 39 exons. NCBI's taxonomy places the organism in Eukaryota, Metazoa, Chordata, Mammalia, Didelphimorphia, Didelphidae. The record is from RefSeq and is a predicted model, not a curated record. Gene Ontology annotation, molecular function: protein binding; ATP binding; ATP hydrolysis activity. Gene Ontology annotation, biological process: neurogenesis; nervous system development. The coding region runs from base 182 to 7051 and encodes 2289 amino acids.
AUGAAGGGAAGCUUUGCCUCUUCCUACAACUUGUAAUAUUAUUAGUUUCAAAAAAAAUUUUCAAGAUGACUAUUACUUUGAUUUAAGGAAUUUUUUUUUCUGGAAAUACUAAAGUUGGAGUCUACCAGACUGAGGUUAGAAGCAUUUUCUUUGGCAGCAAAACGCUAUUUUUAUAGAAGCCAUGCCUGUUCUUGGGGUUGCCUCAAAGCUAAGACAGCCAGCUGUUGGGUCAAAGCCUGUUCAUACUGCCCUUCCGAUACCAAAUCUUGGCACCACUGGGUCACAUCAGUAUUCUUCAAGAUCUUUGGAACUUACUGGAGCAGAGAGUUCCAUGCUUGCAUGUCAGCUCACAUUAAAGUCAACCUGUGAUUUUGGGGAGAAUAGAACUCUCCCAGGAAAAACGAAGGAGACUGAAGACAGCAAGAUUUACACUGACUGGGCUAACCACUACCUAGCAAAAUCUGGCCACAAGCGCUUGAUUAAGGAUUUACAGCAGGACAUUACAGAUGGAGUACUGCUAGCAGAAAUCAUCCAGAUCAUCGCAAAUGAAAAGGUUGAAGAUAUCAAUGGAUGCCCCAGGAGUCAAUCUCAAAUGAUUGAAAAUGUUGAUGUCUGCCUUAGCUUUCUAGCAGCCAGAGGAGUAAAUGUGCAAGGUCUAUCUGCUGAAGAAAUAAGAAAUGGAAAUUUGAAAGCCAUUUUAGGGUUGUUUUUUAGUUUAUCUCGGUAUAAACAGCAACAACACCAUCAACAACAAUACUACCAGUCUCUAGUAGAGCUCCAGCAACACGUCUCUCACCCUUUGCCACCAGCUGAAGUCGGCCAAUCCAAAACUCAGCCAGAUAUGCAGUCCAGUCUGGCAGCCAGAUAUGCAGCUCAGUCUAAUCACAGUGGGAUUGCAACCAGUCAGAAAAAGGCUUCUAGGCUUCCAGGGCCCUCCAGGGUGCCAGCUGCGGGCAGCAGUAGCAAGGUCCAAGGAGCCUCUAAUUUAAAUCGGAGAAGUCAGAGCUUUAACAGCAUUGACAAAAACAAGCCUCCUCAUUAUGCAAAUGGAAAUGAAAAAGAUUCCUCCAAAGGACCUCAGCCAUCUUCAGGUGUGAAUGGUAACAUGCAGCAUCCCACCAGCACGGGGCAGCAGCCAGCCUCUGCCAUCCCUUCUCCAAGUACCAGCAAGCCUUGGCGCAGCAAAUCCAUGAAUGUCAAGCACAGUGCCACCUCUACUAUGCUGUCUGUGAAGCAGUCCAGCCCUGCCACUUCUCCUACACCGUCCUCAGAGAGGGUGAAGCCCCCUCUCUCCGAAGGGGUCAAACCUCCUUCAUCUGGACAGAAAUCCAUGCUGGAGAAAUUCAAGUUGGUAAAUGCCAGGACUGCUUUGCGACCCCCGCAGACUCCCAAUCCAGUACCCAGUGAUGGUGGACGAGAUGAUGAUGCUUUUUCUGAGUGUGGUGAAAUGGAUGGCUUUAACAGUGGACUGAAUAGUAGUGGGUCAACCAGCAGCAGUCCCAAAGUGUCACCAAAAUUGACCCCACCAAAAGCUGGAAGCAAAAAUCUGAGCAAUAAAAAAUCUUUGCUACCAAAGGACAAGGACGAAAAGAAUAGGGACAAAAACAAAGUUUGUACUGAAAAGCCUGUCAAAGAAGAGAAAGAGCAGGUCCCAGAGACCACAGUGAAGAAAACUUCCAAAAUCGCAAGCUUAAUCCCUAAGGGAAGCAAGACAGCAGCAGCCAAGAAGGAAAGCUUAAUACCAUCCUCAAGUGGGAUUCCCAAACCGGGAUCCAAGGUGCCUACUGCAAAGCAGAGCAUUUCACCAGGAAGUACAGGAAGUAAGGAGUCAGAAAAAUUCAGGACUUCAAAGGGCAGCCAGUCCCAAUCAGCAGCCAAAUCUCAAAUGACUGAAAAGCCCAGCAGCACCUCUAAUUGCAUGGCUCCUUUGGAAGGAAAGGAAUCUAGCCAAGUCAUCACCUCUGGCUCCUGUGCCAUGCCAGGUGGAGGGCAGAGUGCAGGCAAUGGCACUGUCCAGCUUCCCCAGCAGCAAUACAGUCACCCGAACACGGCCACAGUUGCUCCUUUCAUUUAUAGAACACACACAGAAAAUGAAGGUACGUCUAUACCCACUGUGGAAUCCUGCACCAGUCCUACUAAAAUGGAUUUAUCAUAUAGCAAGACUGCCAAACAGUGCCUGGAGGAGAUAUCUGGGGAAGAUCCAGAAACAAGAAGAAUGAGAACAGUGAAAAAUAUAGCAGAUCUGAGGCAGAAUUUAGAAGAGACAAUGUCGAGUCUUCGGGGGACUCAGAUAAGCCACAGCACCCUAGAGACAACAUUUGAUAGCACUGUGACAACUGAAGUCAAUGGAAGAAGCAUACCAAGUCUGACAAGCCGAUCUACACCAGUGACCUGGAGACUGGGUCAAGCUAGUCCUAGACUCCAGGCAGGAGAUGCCCCAUCCUUGGGAGGUGGCUAUCCAAGGAGCAGUGCUAGUCGCUUUAUCCAUACUGACCCCUCCAGGUUCAUGUAUACCACACCUCUCCGUCGAGCUGCUGUAUCUCGCCUGGGAAACAUGUCCCAGAUUGAUAUGAAUGAGAAAGGAAGCAGUGAUCUGGACAUGACUUCAGAAGUAGAUGUUGGUGGUUACAUGAGUGACGGUGACAUCCUUGGGAAAAGUCUCAGAAGUGAUGACAUCAAUAGUGGAUACAUGACAGAUGGAGGACUAAACCUAUAUACUAGAAGUUUGAACCGAAUACCAGACUUGGCAACAUCUCGUGAUGUUAUUCAGAGAGGAGUACAUGAUGUGACCAUUGAUGCAGAUAGCUGGGAUGAUAGCAGCUCAGUAAGUAGUGGACUCAGUGAUACUCUUGAUAAUAUCAGCACGGAUGACCUAAAUACUGGAUCCUCUGUCAGUUCUUACUCCAACAUGACAGCUCCUUCAAAGAAGAACACUCAGCUGAAGACAGAUUCAGAGAAGCGUCCUGUAGCAGAUGACACCUGGGACAGCACAGAGGAGCAGAAGAAAGCAGAGGAUGAAUUCGAUGGUCCUGUAGAAGGUAGCAACAAGUGGAAAGCUCUUCCCCCAGGGCUGUCUGAAGAGUCUGAGAAAGGAGGGCAGAAGACGGCUCUGUCAGUUUCACAGACUGGGUCUUGGCGACGGGGCAUGUCUGCUCAAGGAGGGACUCCAUCCAGGCACAAAGCCGGAGCCAGUGGCCUCAAGACUCCUGGAAAAACAGAUGAUGCUAAAGCUUCUGAGAAAGGGAAAACAGCCCUUAAAGGGACAUCUAUACAACGCUCUCCUUCAGAUGCAGGAAAAAGCAGUGGAGAUGAAGGGAAAAAGCCCCCCUCAGGCAUUGGAAGGUCAACUGCAACUGGGUCAUUUGGAUUUAAGAAGCCAGGUGUUGCAUCAUCUACUAUUAUUACUACAAGUGGAGCAACUAUCACCAGUGGUUCUGCAACACUGGGUAAAAUACCUAAAUCAGCAGCCAUUGGUGGGAAAUCCAAUGCUGGAAGAAAAACUAGUUUAGAUGGCUCACAAAAUCAGGAUGAUGGCGUGCUUCACAUGAGUUCAAAGACAACACUUCAGUAUCGAAGCUUACCCCGCCCUUCAAAAUCUAGCACAAGUGGCAUUCCUGGCCGGGGUGGACACAGAUCCAGUACCAGCAGUAUUGAUUCAAAUGUGAGUAGCAAAUCUGGAGGUGCCACUGCUACCAAGCUGAGAGAGCCAACCAAGAUUGGUUCUGGGCGUUCCAGUCCUGUCACCAUCAAUCAGACAGACAAGGAAAAGGAGAAGGUGGCAGUGUCAGAUUCAGAAAGUGUUUCUUUGUCAAGUUCUCCCAAAUCCAGCCCAACUUCUGCCAAUGCAUGUGGAACACAAGGACUGAGGCAACCAGGUUCCAAGUAUCCUGAUAUCGCCUCACCUACAUUUCGAAGGUUGUUUGGUGCCAAGGCAGGUGGCAAAUCUGCCUCUGCACCUAAUUCUGAGGUUGUGAAAUCCUCAUCAGUAAUGCCCAGUCCUAGUACCACAUUAGCGCGACAAGGCAGUCUGGAGUCUCCAUCGUCGGGUACAGGCAGCCUGGGCAGCGCUGGUGGGCAGAGUGAAGGCAGCAGCCCUCUCUUCAAUAAACCCUCAGACUUAACGACAGAUGUUAUAAGCUUAAGCCACUCGUUGGCUUCCAGCCCAGCAUCGGUUCACUCUUUCACCUCAGGUGGUCUCGUGUGGGCUGCCAAUCUGAGCAGCUCUUCUGCUGGCAGUAAGGACACGCCAAGCUACCAGUCAAUGACUAGUCUCCAUACAAGCUCUGAGUCUAUUGACCUCCCUCUCAGCCAUCAUGGCUCUCUGUCUGGAUUAGCUACAGGCACUCAAGAGGUUCAGAGCCUGCUCAUGAGGACUGGUAGUGUGAGAUCUACUCUUUCAGAAAGCAUGCAGCUUGACAGAAAUACGCUGCCCAAAAAGGGACUAAGAUACACCCCAUCGUCCCGGCAGGCCAGUCAAGAGGAGGGUAAAGAAUGGCUACGAUCUCACUCAACUGGAGGCCUGCAGGAUACUGGUAACCAGUCACCCCUUGUUUCCCCUUCUGCUAUGUCAUCCUCAGCAACAGGAAAAUACCACUUUUCCAACUUAGUCCAUGGGUCUUCGUUAUCACUGGUUUCAAGCACAUCUUCUCUCUACUCUACUGCUGAAGAAAAAGCACAUUCUGAGCAAAUUCAUAAACUAAGGAGGGAGCUGGUCGCAUCACAAGAAAAGGUUGCAACCCUCACAUCUCAGCUUUCAGCAAAUGCCCAUCUCGUAGCAGCUUUCGAAAAGAGCUUAGGGAAUAUGACUGGUCGACUACAAAGCUUAACCAUGACAGCAGAACAAAAGGAGUCUGAACUUAUUGAACUAAGGGAAACCAUAGAAAUGUUGAAAGCUCAGAAUUCUGCUGCACAAGCCGCCAUUCAGGGAGCACUUAAUGGCCCCGAUAAUCCCCCAAAAGAUCUUCGUAUUAGAAGGCAGCAUUCCUCAGAAAGCGUGUCCAGUAUCAACAGCGCUACAAGUCAUUCCAGCAUUGGCAGUGGUAAUGAUGCUGACUCUAAGAAAAAGAAAAAGAAAAACUGGGUGAACUCUAGAGGAAGUGAGCUGAGGAGCUCAUUCAAACAAGCUUUUGGGAAGAAAAAGUCCACCAAGCCUCCUUCCUCGCAUUCUGACAUUGAAGAACUGACUGAUUCAUCCCUGCCAUCAUCACCGAAGCUGCCCCAUAGCGCUGGUGACUGUGGGUCAGUAUCCAUGAAGCCUUCACAAUCAGCUUCUGCGUCAUCUCUUGUGUGGGCACCAAAGAAACGACAAAAUGGCCAUGUGAUCUACAAGCACAGAUCCCGGAUAUGUGAAUGCACAGAAGCAGAAGCCGAGAUUAUCCUGCAGCUAAAGAGUGAGCUCAGAGAGAAGGAGCUAAAAUUAACAGAUAUCCGUCUAGAAGCUCUCAGUUCUGCCCACCAUCUUGACCAGAUUCGGGAAGCCAUGAAUCGAAUGCAGACUGCUAUAGAAGAAGAAAAAUUCAGUGGUUGUAUUUUAAUAGCUGUGCUUAAUAAUUACAGAGAUAGUCUAAGCAGUAAUACAGCUGGAAAUAUUUUGCUGGAUGAUGCUACUGAUGCAACUCUCCAUAAAGAUGGUCGCAGCGUGAAAAUUAUAGUAUCUAUAAGCAAGGGCUAUGGUCGAUCAAAGGAACAGAAGCCUCAGGCAUACUUAAUAGGAUCCAUUGGUGUCAGUGGAAAAACCAAGUGGGAUGUUUUAGAUGGUGUAAUUAGACGUCUCUUCAAGGAGUAUGUGUUCCGAAUUGAUACAUCCACUAGUCUUGGUUUGAGCUCUGACUGUGUCGCUAGCUACUGUAUAGGGGAUUUAAUUAGAUCCCAUAGUCUAGAAGUGCCUGAAUUGCUGCCUUGUGGAUAUCUUGUUGGCGAUAAUAACAUCAUCACUGUGAACCUUAAAGGGGUAGAAGAAAACAGUUUGGACAGCUUUGUUUUUGAUACAUUAAUCCCAAAACCAAUUACCCAAAGGUACUUUAACUUGCUGAUGGAGCAUCACAGAAUUAUCCUAUCAGGACCAAGUGGCACUGGAAAGACAUAUUUAGCUAACAAACUUGCUGAAUAUAUAAUAACCAAAUCUGGCAGGAAAAAAACUGAAGAUGCUAUUGCUGUGUUUAAUGUGGACCACAAAUCAAGUAAGGAAUUGCAACAGUACCUAGCUAACCUGGCUGAACAAUGCAGUGCUGAUAAUAAUGGUGCAGACCUACCUGUAGUAAUUAUUCUUGAUAAUCUCCACCAUAUUGGCUCUUUAAGUGACAUCUUCAAUGGUUUCCUCAACUGCAAGUAUAACAAAUGUCCCUAUAUUAUUGGAACAAUGAAUCAGGGAGUUUCAUCAUCUCCAAAUCUAGAAUUGCAUCACAAUUUCAGGUGGGUACUCUGUGCUAACCACACAGAACCAGUAAAAGGCUUUCUGGGUAGAUACCUGCGGAGGAAAUUGAUCGAGACUGAAAUAGAGAGAAAUAUGCGCAACAGUGACCUCAUCAAAAUUAUAGAUUGGAUUCCUAAAACAUGGCAUCAUCUGAAUAGCUUUUUGGAAACACACAGUUCUUCCGAUGUGACCAUUGGUCCUCGUCUUUUCCUCUCUUGUCCUAUGGAUGUAGAGGGAGCCAGGGUGUGGUUUACUGAUCUCUGGAACUAUUCCUUGAUACCAUAUCUUCUAGAGGCAGUGAGAGAAGGUCUUCAGAUGUAUGGUAAACGAGCACCAUGGGAAGAUCCCACCAAAUGGGUACUUGACACAUACCCAUGGAGCUCUGCCUCACUGCAACAAGAAAGCCCAGCCUUACUUCAGUUGAGACCAGAAGAUGUCGGUUAUGAAGGUUGUACAUCUGCAAAGGAAGGGACAACCUCCAAGCACAUUCCACAGACGGAGACAGAGGGAGAUCCUUUGAUGAAUAUGCUAAUGAAGCUCCAAGAAGCCGCCAAUUACUCCAGCACGCAAAGCUGUGACAGCGAUAGCACCGGCCACCAUGACGACAUUUUAGACUCCUCCCUUGAAUCCACUCUCUAA